This is a messenger RNA of Chionomys nivalis (European snow vole), 3215 nucleotides long. It is a transcript of the gene Zdhhc24, whose product is annotated as zinc finger DHHC-type containing 24. Gene Ontology annotation, molecular function: protein-cysteine S-palmitoyltransferase activity. The transcript is spliced from 3 exons. The record is from RefSeq and is a predicted model, not a curated record. NCBI's taxonomy places the organism in Eukaryota, Metazoa, Chordata, Mammalia, Rodentia, Cricetidae. The coding region runs from base 27 to 881 and encodes 284 amino acids. Gene Ontology annotation, biological process: protein targeting to membrane; peptidyl-L-cysteine S-palmitoylation. Gene Ontology annotation, cellular component: Golgi apparatus; endoplasmic reticulum.
GAUUUGACGGUGGGUGGGUCGGAACCAUGGGGGAGCCUUGGGCGGCUCGGGGCGCAGAAGGAGCGCCCACGCGACUGCCGCUGGUGCUCACCGCGCUGUGGGCCGUCGCCGUGGUCUUGGAGCUGGCCUAUGUGAUGGUGCUGGGGCCCGGGCCGCCUCCGCUGGGACCCCUGGCCCGGGCCUUGCAACUCGCGCUGGCUGCUUAUCAGCUUCUUAACCUGCUGGGCAACGUGGGACUCUUCCUGCGCUCCGAUCCCAGCAUUCGGGGCGUGAUGCUGGCUGGCCGCGGCCUGGGCCAGGGCUGGGCUUACUGUUACCAAUGUCAAAGUCAGGUGCCACCGCGUAGUGGGCACUGCUCUGCCUGCCGUGUGUGCAUCCUUCGUCGUGACCACCACUGCCGCCUACUGGGCCGCUGCGUGGGCUUCCAUAACUACCGGCCCUUCCUGUGCCUGCUGCUUCACGCUGCUGGUGUCCUGCUCCACGUGUCGGCGCUGCUAGGCCCUGCCCUGUCAGCCCUGCUGCGGGCCCACUCAGCCGUCUACACGGUGGCGCUCCUGCUGUUGCCCUGGCUCAUGCUACUCACAGGCAAAGUGUCUCUGGCCCAGUUCGCCUUAGCUUUUGUGGUAGACACAUGUGUGGCGGGUGCACUGCUGUGUGGUGCUGGACUGCUUUUCCAUGGGAUGCUGCUGCUGCGGGGCCAGACUACAUGGGAGUGGGCUCGGGGUCAGCACUCCUAUGACCUGGGCACCAGCCACAACCUGCAGGCAGCCCUGGGUCCGCGCUGGGCCCUAGUCUGGUUCUGGCCUUUUCUGGCCUCCCCUUUGCCUGGAGAUGGGAUCACUUUCCAGACACCAGCUGAUGUGGGUCUUGUGACUUCCUGAGUCCAGGUAGAGCUAGAACUGACUAGGGAGGAGGGGAGCAGAGGCGGGAGCUGAAGAACUUGCUUUCAGCUUCUUGCCAGCCAUAGGAAAGAGGCCAGGUCAGCCCUUCAUGCCUGUAGUGUGCAGCUCUAGCUCCCUCCUUGACCCUGCCCAGUGUGGCCUCUUCCAUAUCUAGAGUUCAGACACUGCAACUCGGCCCCUUUUGGCAGAGGAGGGUCUGCCUGUCUGCCCCUCUACCUGGCUGGUUCUUGGCCUCCCCAGUCUUUACUGGGUUCCUAUCCCUCACUUCAUCAUUUUGCUUGCUGUUUUCCAGUUCCCAUGCUUGUCAGGCCUGGAGAUUACAGAAGACGUGAGACCCUAAUGGGCAGGAUCCAGGCCAGGAGAAUUCAAAUGUGCUCUAGAGGAUAGCACUCCAAAAAAACGUCUCUGCAGCAGGGAUUUCCAGGGAGCUAAUGUAGCUCUCCUGUAUGUGGGUCCAGAGUUAGGAUCGUUGUUUUGUAAGAAACAUCAAGCUCUGCUAAGCCAUGUGCCAAGACUGUGGGGAAGAAAUGUAGACUUUGCUGGCCUUAAAGAAAUCCACCUGCUUAUGCUUUAUACUUUCUGCUUUUUUGUUUUUUUUGAAACAGGGUUUCUCUGUGUAGCCCUGGCUGUCCUGGAACUCGCUCUGUAGACCAGGCUGGCCUCUAAAUCAAGAGAUCUGCCUGUCUCUGUCUCCCGAAUGCUGGGAUUAAAGACGUGCGCCACCACUGCCUGGCUUUGCUUCUGCUAAGUGCUACGAUUAAAACAUUCACCACCAUGCCUGGACUAAGAGGUUAGAUUUGAACCCAGAUCUUUGAAUCUGCUUUACUUUUCAGAGCUUAACUGAGUAGGAGAAACAUGAAGGCAAAACCAACCAGCUUCCAGGUGUUCCAGAGCCUGUGAAGGAUGAUUUUAAUAUUUAUUUGUGUGUGUGUCUGUGCUCAUGAGUGUGCUUUUGUACAUGCAUGGGCAUGCAUAUGUGGGUGCCCUUGGAGACCAGAAGAGGGCAUUAAAUCCCUUGGAGCUAGACUUACAGGCUGUUGUGGGUACUAGAAACUAAACUUGGGUCAUCUGUAAGAGAAAUAUAUAGUCUUAACUACUAAGCCAUCUCUCCAGCUCCCCUUUUUUUUUUUUGGUUUUAGAACAUUUUCUAUUAUAUUAUUAUUAUUUAUUAUCAUUGUUAUUAUUGAGAUAGAAUCACCUUUAGUAUCCCAGGCUGGCCUGGAACUUUCUGUGUAACCCUGGCUUCCCUGGAACUCACAGCAAACCGCCUGUCUCAGACGUCAAUCAGUGGGAAUUGUAGGUGUGGUGAGUCGACACAGCUGGCUUUCAGCAUACUGUAGAAAUAUGGUACACAGCUAAACAUGACUGCUUCAGCACCCCUGGCAUCUGUCUGCCAUUAGACUCACCAAAUAAUAGAGAAGUAAAAAUAAUAUAAAUUUGUAAAGGGAAAGAAGACAGAUGUUUGUAUACCAAAGAGCCUGACAAUGUUUUGAAACAUGAUAGAGGCUGGGAGCUUGUCUUAGCAGAGAAUUGAAAAUCAAAAUUACUUGUUCCUAAAGAGAGGGGAGGGUAAGCAAGGCAGAACUUCCCCAGCACUAGGAAAGGCGAGGUGGGGCGUCGGGCUAACCUUGGAUGGGUAUUGGACAGUUUGUAUCAGGAGAUGUGAGCUGCUCCUCUCCACAGACCUCACCCACCCCUGCAGCCACCCUUCUGGAGUGUGGCGGUAUCUGGGACGUGGUGGUAGGGUGAUAAGGAAGACAGAUUGGACCAGAGAAGCUCUAGAUCUCAGGGGCAACAGAAAAGAUAGGAAUAGGGACUGGGUCACAAAUAGAGCUAAAGCCACAGAAAAUGUUGGCUGUCGCCUGCAGAUAAUCAUAUGCCCUGUCCCCAGGAGCUUACCCUCCGGGUGGGCUUUACCUGUACUUAGAGGUCAUUGCUUGCACUCAGCAUGCUUUGUUCCUAAGAGAUUAGGAGCACACGUGUUGUAUGUAGCAGAUCUGGUAUCCUCUUCUACCCACCAUGCUGCAGAAUAUCUAAUUUCCAUGUCAUUUUGAGAUACGAAAGGCCCCCUGCAUCUAUGUGAAAUCCAGCUUUCUGGGUCAUGAACAAGGUUUAUCUCCUCAAUGAAUGCUUUCUUAGUUUUUGAGACAGGGCCUUACUUUGUAGCUCUUGCUGACCUAGAACUUACUGUGUAGACCAGGCUGAUCUCCAACUUAGAGAUCUACCUGCCUCUGCCGCCUGAGUGCUGGGACUAAAGGUGUGCACCACCAUGGCAGCUUUACAUAUUUUCAAUAAAGUUCUUUCUGGUAAAUA